Molecule: messenger RNA, 549 nt
Organism: Helobdella robusta
Lineage: Eukaryota; Metazoa; Annelida; Clitellata; Rhynchobdellida; Glossiphoniidae
Exons: 4
Coding region: 1-549 (182 amino acids)
Source: RefSeq, a predicted model, not a curated record
AUGGACUUCCGGUCAUUCGUGCUUCGAGGUCCUCUGACCUCCCAAUUUGAUCCUGCGAAUGUGUCCCUGCCUUCAAAAUUUUGUUUUGAAAUUCAUAAAAGUGUCCCUAGGUCGGUGGAACGUGACAACGGAGGAGUUCGGGAAAUUUUAAGCUGCAACCUGCCUCCACUGAUCAUCAAUAACCACAUCGGCAACAACAACAUCAAUUGCAAGUACAACUUCAACAACAACAGUAACAACAUCAGAAAUAACAACAACAUCGAUAACAUCAACAACUUCAACAACAGCAACAUCAUCGUCAACAACAUCAGCAACAUCAAUAACAACAAACUCAACCAUAACAACAUAAACAACAACAACAACAACAUCAAAAAAAUCAUUAUGUCUUGCAGGGAGGUCUGGUUUCUAUGCUCCAUGACAUCUUGUAGACAGAAUAGUGAUAGAAGUGAUAGAAUAUUGUUUCAUAUCAAAAGAAACGAUUUUUUAGUUAGGCUCGAUUUAUCAAACUUUGUGAUGCUACAGCCUUUCAGCAACUGGAUCCUGUUGUGA